AUAUGUAUAUGUUGCUAAUUUCAUUUAUUUUCUUUCUCAUAUUAAUUAAUUUUACAACGCAGUUUUAACGACAACAUUCUCAAAAUUUGCUGUAGUGUUUUUAUAGAAGAAUAUUUUUAAAUAUUCUUAUAAAAACCUUAUUUCACCACCGACCUUGUGUAAAAGAACUACGAACAAAAUGUAUUUUGCUUGACACAUUGAAGUAGCAGUGAAUUAUUUACUUAUCUGUUUUGAUUAGUGUGUUCUCGAUUUGUUGGAUGUAAAAAUAAAUAAUAUGGAUAUAUCUACAACUAAACGCAUAAUGUAAAAAGAUAAAAUCAGAACAAGAGUAUGUAUACAGAUGUGUACACCGAACACCACCUGGAGCUCAGGCGAGUGAAAUCACCAUGACUAUGUACCCUAUGUCUGGAAUGGUAGCAGCACCACAACAGGCGACUAAUCAGGUUGCCCAAAACGGUAGCACCACAUUGCCUCGGUCACAUCAUCAAAGAACAGGGCGACCCCCAGCAGCUCCAAAAUCUUAUGACUACUUACUUAAAGUUCUACUUGUUGGAGAUUCAGAUGUAGGCAAACAGGAGAUACUGCAAGACUUAGAAGAUGGAUCUGCUGACUCUCCCUUUUGCAGCGGCAGUGCAUACAAAACAACAACAAUUUUAUUAGAUGGCAAAAGAGUGAAGCUACAGUUAUGGGACACGUCAGGGCAAGGCAGAUUCUGUACAAUUAUUCGUUCAUACUCAAGGGGGGCGCAAGGCAUUUUAUUAGUUUAUGACAUCACAAAUAAGUGGUCUUUUGAUAGUAUUGACAGAUGGCUAGAAGAAGUUGAAAAGCAUGCACCAGGAGUUCCAAAAGUGUUAGUCGGCAACCGAUUACAUCUAGCAUUCAAUCGACAAGUACAGGAGCGUGAUGCUGAAUUAUAUGCAGCUAAAAAUCAUAUGGCUUUUUUUGAAGUUAGCCCAUUGUGCGAUUUUAAUAUUAGGGAAAGUUUCUGUGAACUUUCUAGGAUGGCAUUACAUAGAAAUGGCAUGGAAAGAUUAUGGAGAAGCAAUAAAGUACUUAGCCUCCAAGAGUUAUGUUGUCGUGCUAUCGUUGCCCGUACGUCUGUGUACGGGCUGGAACGGCUGCCGCUGCCGACAACGCUGAAGUGCCACCUGAAGUCGUACGCGAUCUCUGCGGCGCCAAGUAGGCAUCGGGCGCGGACCACCAAACAUCCGCACCACGCGCGCCUCAACUGCACCGGAAAUCGCAACAUGUGCACCAUCGCUUGAAGACACAUCCUGUGAUCGUGACAUGUGUGACCACUGAACAUUAACACGGUUCGAAUCUACGACAGAUGUGCAUUCGUAAUGUCAAUAACACGAUUCAACUGAUGACUAUUUCGAAUCUGGGAUGACUUGUAAUCUGAGGACUGAAUCAGAUAUCAAUGCAUAUCUCAAAGCGUUAUAUGACAUUUUUGUACAAAAUAUUUUUUCCAUACUAAAUCUUUGAUAUUUAUACGACUUUGGUUAUAUGUACAAACUUUCUGACUGCCAGUAGUAUAUUUAUACACAUGUAAAUGUUUCAUUCACACUUUGAUGGGCCGAUGAAUUUAUAAGAACCAUUUUUAUUUCCACAGCCUCCCAGAAAUGAAAGAAAAAAUAAAGUACUAUGAUCUUAAUAUUUGUAUAAUUACUCAUAUUCACGUUCGGAUUCACAAAUUUA
Messenger RNA from Achroia grisella, 1698 nucleotides. It is a transcript of the gene Rab40, whose product is annotated as ras-related protein Rab-40C. The record is from RefSeq and is a predicted model, not a curated record. Bases 387 to 1265 code for a protein of 292 amino acids. Gene Ontology annotation, biological process: intracellular signal transduction; protein localization to plasma membrane. Gene Ontology annotation, molecular function: GTPase activity; GTP binding. Lineage: Eukaryota; Metazoa; Arthropoda; Insecta; Lepidoptera; Pyralidae. The transcript is spliced from 5 exons. Gene Ontology annotation, cellular component: endosome; plasma membrane; synaptic vesicle.